AUGGACGGAAAGCGGUCCGGGCCGCUCAAUUAUGGCGACAUUGUGUCGCUUUUCCUCACGGAUGGCCCAGACUACAAUGGCUUCCUCAGCACCCUCGGCAACAUUGACAACCGUGUUGUUGUGCGGCCACAGGCCAUCGGCCGCACCAUCAAGGUGCCCAAGAAGUUCAGAGAUUGCCUGUUUCAGGUUGUGCCGAUGAACCGGUACAUGGCACAGAGCCAGUAUGACAAGGCCAAAGCCAAGCAGGUGCAGGACGCGAAGAGCAAAGGGCCCGCGUCCAACGUCGCCGACAUUGUGUAUCUCAAGCAGCUGCAGCAAGCGGCCGAGCUGGAGCGCGAGCAGAACAAGCAGGAGUGCAACAAGCUGCUCAAGACCCCCGUGCAGUAUGGCAACGUGAUCCAGCUGCUGCACCUGAAGAGCAACAAGUACCUGACCGUCAACAAGCGGAUGACAGGGAUCAUGGAGAAGAACGCCAUGCGCGUGAGCCUCGAGCUCACGGGCAACGAGGGCUCGUGGUUCUACGUGCACCCCUUCUACAAGCACCGCACCAUCAACGACUCUGUGUUCGUUGGUGAUAAGGUGUAUCUCAAGUCCGUCAACGCAGGCCAGCUCCUCCAUGCAAGCGAGAUGCGCCUGGCCGACAACCCAGGUUGCAUGGAGGUAAACGUGACGCAAUGCAGCGACAGCUGGAAGAUUCUCCUCUACAACGAGUACGAAGAGGACGCGUCGGAUCACCUCAAGGGUGGCGAUGUGGUCCGCAUGUUCCACGUGGAGGAGUCCAAGUACCUCACUGCGGACCACUACUCCACUCUGGAGGAGAAGAGCACCAGCUCGCGUGCCAGUAUUCACGUCUUUCUGCGCAACACAACCCGAAAUCACAAGCAAACUGCCGCAGCUUCGUCCAAAGCGCUGUGGGAGGUUGAGGUUGUCAGUGACAUGCUCACCUACGGUGGCUACGCGAGAUGGGACUCCUUCUACAGGCAACACUUGUCCACGGAGCAGUACCUCGCCGUUGUGAUUGACACAGAGGAUCUCGAUGACCCAAACCGCGUUCGCCUUAAGGGCAAACGUGGGCAGGUGUUCAAGCUGGUGACGACGCCCAAGCGCCACGACUACUCCACUGUCUUUGAGCUUGACUCGACACAGCCAACCCUCCCCGACGAGCGGGUGACGCGCGAUGCGUUUAUGCGACUGAAGCAUCUGCAGACUGGCACGUGGGUGCACGCCACCGCAACCUUCAUCGAUGCCAUGAUAGAUGGCGAGACAAACUCAAAGCCAACCAUGCUCAAGGUCGGCACGGCAGCGGAGCGAGAUGACCGGGAGGCGUUUGCCAUCAUCCCCGUCAACGAUUUGGAGAUUCGCGACCUGGACUUUUGUUCCGACACGCAGCGCGUGCUGUCCUACCACGCGCGGCGCAUCAAGGACGGCACCAUCAGCAGCAUUGAGAAGAAGCUCGAGACCAAGAUCCUCAAGGACCUCAUCUUCUUCCUCGUCGGCCAAGAGCCCUCCGAGCACGCGGAUCCGUUUGCGCUGUCCGGAAAACCAAACAAGGACCGCCAGAAACUCAUGCGUGAGCAGGACAUUCUCAAAGAGCUCUUCUACACCCUCAAGACGCCAUUCACGCCCAAGGCGUGCCCCGGUUGUGUCGGUGUGCUCAUCAACGACAUGGACAAGCUUGUGGAAGGGAAGUACAAGUGGAUCCGCGACAUCUGCCGCCUCUGCUACACGCUCAUCAAGCUCCUCGCCACCGACUACCGCAAGAACCAGGAGGUGAUUGCGAAGAACUUUGGCUUCAUGCAGCGUCAAAUUGGGUACGACCUGCUGGCCGAGGACACCAUCACGCAUCUCCUCAACAACAACCGCAAACUCAUGGAGAAGCACAUCACAGCAAAGGAGAUUGACAAUUUUCUCCACCUCGUCCGCGUCAAGCAGGACCCGCGGUUUAUCGAGUGCCUGUCCGACCUGUGCACAUCCAACGGCACCGCCAUCCCGGGCACGCAGGAGCUGAUUUGCAGCGCUGUGCUCGACACGCCCCGCAACGCCGACCUCUUCUUCUACACGCAGUUCAAGUACGGCGUGAUCACGGUCGACUGGAUCGAGAAGGGCAAGUCUGAGCACACGCUGCUUGUGGACCUGGCCAACCCGCCAGACGACCGCCACAAGCGCCUGCUGGAGAUGUACCGCGCACAGCUCGAUCUCUUUGCACAGAUGUGCAUGGACCGGCAGUACAUGGGCAUCAACAAAAUGCGCCACAAGCUGCCGAUUGAGCUGAUUCUGUCGUGCAUGAGCGACGUGAAGCUGCCUGAUGGCCUCCGCGCUUCCUUCUGCCGCCUCAUGCUGCAUCUUCACGUGGACGCAGAGCCGCAGGAGAACGUCACGCCCAUCAACUACGCCCGCCUGUGGAAGGACAUCCCAACGUCACUCAGCGUCAACUCAUACUCGUACCGCUCCGAUGUGCACGAGGCCAACAGCCUCCAGUUCAGAAGCACCAUGCAGUUUGUCACAGAGUAUCUCGAAACACUCAACAGGGACAAGAACGCCGCCUUCUCUGACCACGACCGCAACAAGUUGACGCUGGAGGUGAUCACCUUGGCGCGGUACAUGAUCUACUUUGGCUUCUACGACUUCAAGCAGCUCCUCAGCCUCGUCCACUGCCUGUUGGACAUUCUGGACGCGAGCACGGCCGACUUUCGCGAUUCCAUGGCCGAUAUGCCGGAGUCUGACCAGAAGAUUGUGCUGGACACGAUGCAGCAGAUGCUGCAGAUCCUCAACUUCUACAUGGACGUGCGGCUGGACUAUCGCCUCUCGCGCCUGCUGGUCAUCUUCAAGCACACCAUCGCCAUGAGUCGUGCCAAGCUCACCAAGUCGCCCAAGUCACGCAGGCGUGCCCGCGCAUCGUCGCGAGAUGCGGAGGCAAAGCUGUUCCUGCGGCGCGCCACGAAGAUCUUCAGCUCUGGCGGGGCGAGCACGCACUCGAGCGCCCCGUCGUCGGAUGAUGAGGGCGAGAAGGAGGUGGAGUUGGCAACGCUUGGUGCGAUGCCGGGUUCUGAGCAGACGGCGUUCCACAUUGAAGGGGAUCUGGACGAAGUCACCACCCGCACUUUCCUCCGCGUCCUGCUCAAUCUCGUCACCUGUGACAACAACGAUGUUGUGUCUGGUGCGCUGCGGCUGCUGUUCCGCAAUUUCAGCCAGCGUAGCGAGAUCACGACUGCCUUCCAGCAGGUGCAGCUGCUUGUCUCCGAGAAGGACGUUGACAUCUACAAGGCGACGCGCCAGUUCCUGGACAAGCUGCGCGUCAUGGUGGAGAAGAGUGAGCUGUGGGUGUACCAGAUUGGCGAUGAGCACACCACCGCCGUCAACACCGCAAUGCAAAACUUUGCACAGAUCAAGCGGGUGCUGAACCACGUGACGACGCUGUGUCUGCACGAGAACCGGGAGGUGCGAACCCACCACCAGCGGCUGCUGCGCAACCUUGAUGCGCACGGCGAAGUGCUGGCGCUGCUGCGUAUGCAGUGCGAUCGCGAGCACCCGGAGGUGGCGCAGGUGCACGAGGCAGCCUACUUUUUCCUGCAGAAGUUCUGCGAAGACAACAAGGAAAACCAAAGCGUGCUCAACAAGCAUGUACCGUUCUUCGUCGAUCAGAUCCGAGAUGGGGUGCCGCACGCUGUGGAGUCGCUGAUUGCCAUCUUCAAGGACAACACGGAUCUGUGCCGGAACGUGAACAAGGCGAUCAUCCAGUCGUUCAUCACCACCAUUGGCAGCCACCAGCGCAACAUCAACCACAUCCGCUUCCUCAAGGUGCUUGUGAAGCCCGAGGGCCAGCUCAUGCCCCACAUCCAGAACAUGAUCAUGGACUCGUUGUCAGCCAUCUCGGAGGACGUGCUGCAGUUCUACAACGAGGCAACGUCCUUCCUGCGGCUGCUGGACCUGAUGGCCAACGCCAGCGAUGACCUCCUUGACAACCGCGACGCGGCACCGGACGACGAGCUUGUGUACCAUCUCGAGCUCAUUGAGCUGCUGGGAUUCUGCACGGAGGGCCUCAACAUGCACACGGAGAUCAAGUCGCAGAGCCUGCUCCCCAUCGAUGAUGUCGUCAAGGUCGUUGUGCAUCCAGACACACCGCCGCAGGUGAAGAACUCGUACACGCAGUUCCUCAUUCACUGCUACCUUGAAACGGAAGCCGAGGUCAAGGAGCUUCACUUCAGCGCGGACAUGUGGCGGCUGCUGAAUGCAUUUGCGGAGGACGUGGAGAACUUCUGCUCCCCGGACUACGACCUGAGCAUGAAGGCCUUCAACGACUACAUCAUGGAGACGCUCACCAACGCCGUGCGCAUGUACUUCCGCAUUCUCUCCGACACGGACUACAUCCCCACCACGGCCGAGCGCAAGACGACCUUUGUUCGCCUCGUCACCGCCUUUUGCAACCUGGCGGCAACAACGGCCCAGGCGCGCCUGAUGAAUGUCAGCGUCAUCACUACGCUCGCUGCCCUCGUCAGUUACGCCCACGACCGCGGUGUUGCGCUGGGAGACAUUCUCGAGGCCCAGAUCAAGGACGUGAUGGAGUCGUGCAAGCGCGGGCCUGCGCAGAGCAUCAGCCGGUGGGUGCAGCGCGCCCGCCGCCGCAUUGAGCACAUGGAGACGCUGCCGGAACACGAAGCCGUCAACGCAACAAGCGACAGCCAGGAGGACAGCACGCACGGCAUGGCCAAGGCCAUUGUGGACCAUCUUGAGAAGCUUGUUGCCUACCUGGCGCGCUCGCUCUCCUCAGCCAGCCGCGUGGAGGUGUCGAUUCUUGUUGACAUCCUGCACCACCCGCACCGCCUGCGAGACAUGAACAUGGGCAUCUCGCAAGACCGCUUCCUGCGCCAACUCAUCCAGCACAUCAGGCGGCUGGAGAGCGAGGAGCCCGAGACGAUUGACCGCGAGUUGCGGCUGGAGGUGUUGAAGAUUCUUCGCCGGAUGAUGGUGCCGGAGCUGUUCACUGGUGACGAUCGCAACCUGCGCAUUGCGUUGCUUUCGCUCUUCUUUGACGAGGAUGUGUUGGCUGAUGCCGCGUUCCAUCUCCGCCCCACCGACACGCUCGAGAUUGACCCGGGACAGCAAAACCUGCUUGACAAGAAUGGCGCGUCGCUGCUCGUUGCCGAGCUGAUCAUGGCCUCGGACGAUUCGGGAACCUUCUACGAGGCGCUGCGUCUUGGCAUUGCGCUGCUUGAGGGCGGAAAUGCGCAGACGCAGGAGUCGUUCUACAAGUUCUUCAAGAGCACAGACAGCACGCCGUUCUUCCGCAAGAUCCAGGAGAAGAUGUCUCGCUCCAAGCUCGACCUGAAGCAGGAGGAGGACGUGAAGAAGGAGAAGGCAAACGACGAGUACGCAAACAUGGUGGCCAUUCUUCGCCUGCUGCAGCUGCUUUGCGAGAACCACAACAGCAAGUUGCAGAACUACCUUCGCUUCCAGACCAACAACAAGAUCUCGUACAACCUCAUCCUGGAGACGAUCAAGUAUCUCGACUACGGCAUUGCGCUCCUCAUCAACGACCAGAACGUCGGCAACGUCAUCCAGACACUGAACACGUUGACAGAGUAUUGCCAGGGCCCGUGCAUUGAGAACCAGAACACGGUCGCCUCCCACGAAAGCAACGGGCUCGACAUUGUCGUCAAGGAACUCCUUCUCCAUGACUUCCCCGAGCUGAGCAACACGAACAGCAACAGCAGCCGCCGCCGCAUGAAGGUUCGCCCGGAGCAGCUGCUUGAGCUGAAGAAGCAGGCGUCUGCGCUGCUGCUGUCGGUUAUGGAGAGCAGGCAGGAGGAAUCCCUCUCGCGGCGCAUCCUCUUCAACCUGGACAAGCAGCAACUGCUCAACACCAUCUACUCGCUCUACUCGGCCCUCGAUGACACGACGGACACGGGCGAGCGCGACAUCACGUGCGUUGCGCCGUGCGCGUGUCCGCACUGUCGCCGCGAUGUUGGUCACAGCAUCUACGUGCUUGCCGUCACCUUGGCCGAUCGCAACAAGGAGCUGGCGCACUUCCUGAAGAUGGAGGACUCUGAGCACCCGUUUGGGAUGCACGGCCACGCAGACUACCGGGAGAAAGUGAAGGAGGCCAUCACCUACUACGCGACAUACACAGAUUCAAUUGAGAUUUUUCGCAACGACCACUUGGAGAAGAUCUUCUUCCCCAUUCCGGGCAUCUGCCACUACCUGAGCGAGAACAGCAAGGAGGCCGUGUACCUGGAGACGGACGUCAACGAGCAGGGAUCAAAGGUUCCGGAGUUCUUCAUCAAGGUCAACAGCUUGUAUGAGGAGAUGAAGUGGCAGAAAAAGCUCAAGUCGCGACCGGGCCUGUACACGGCCACCGUCAACUACACCGUGUGGAAGACGCUGUCCUUCACCUUUGGCUUGCUCAUCAACGUGCUGGUUGGCACGUGCUUCCCGUUUGAGAAGGCGCACUUCUCUCCGACGUGGCUCACGCUGGCUGUCGUCUACCUUGCCACCAUCGCCUCCAUCUCCGUCUCCGUACUCAGCUUCAAGAUUUGGAAUGGCGGGCAUCGCAUCAACCCCACAAACAAAUGGGUUGCAGCACUCGAUGCGCGCUUCCCCCUGGCGGAGAUGCGUGUGGAAACCGUGCAAGCAUCGCUCGUCUGCCUUACGCUGAGUCUCGUCAUAUCCAACAUCAUCGAACCGUGUCUUUACUUGCUUGGCCUCGCUCAGCUGAUCAACUCUGGCGUGAUGCUGGUGAGCUACCUCGGCAACAACAUGAGCCGGUACACGGAAGCAGGCAGCACGGACGAAGACGACGAGGACGACAACGACGAGACGCACCAAGUGUCCACGAAGAAGAUGUACUCCGAUCGGGGCUUUGUGUAUCAUGUUGGCUACCUCUGCAUCUGCCUCCUCGGUGUCACCUGGGAUCUCCUCCCCUUUGACGACGUCUCCUUUGGCUCCUUCUGGUUCAGCUUGCUGCUGAUGGACAUUGUGUUCUACAACUCGACGCUGUGGAACGUCAUCCAAUCUGUCACGCGCAACGGCCGGUCUAUGGCCCUGACAUCCAUGUUUGCACUGAUUCUCGUCUACAUCUUCUCCAUCAUCGGCUACAUGUACUUCAAGGACGACUUUAUCAACUACGUCGAUGAGCCGAUGGAGGAGCUGUCGGAUUCCGUUGAGGACGACAAGGACCGCGAGCGCGCGUGCGAGACUCUGUUGUCCUGCAUCAUCGUGACCCUGAACCAGGGUCUUCGCAACGGCGGUGGUGUUGGCGAUGUGCUGCGCCGCCCGAGCCAGCAUGACGGGCACUACGGACCACGCGUCCUGUACGACCUGACGUUCUUCUUCCUCAUGAUUGUCAUUGUCCUCAACCUGAUUCUCGGUAUCAUUAUCGAUACGUUCGCCGACUUGCGUAAGGAGAAGCAGGAGAAGGACGACACGCGACGCAACACGUGUUUCAUUUGCGGUCUUGAACGCCAGAAGUUUGAUGCUGUUGGUCUCUCCUUUGACGAGCACUGUCGCUUCGAGCACCACCUCUGGUCCUACCUCAACUUUAUCGUCCUCUUGAGGACCAAAGACGAGACUGACUUUACUGGCCCCGAAAGUUAUGUCAGCGGCUUGCUGGAGGAUGAUGCCAACCCAGACUUUAGCUGGUUCCCGCGCCUCCAGGCCCUCAGCCUCACCACCAAGCAGGACACGGGCGAGGAUGACUCAUCGUUGAUCCGUCACAUGAACGAGCGUCUGGCUGCCAACAACGCCAUGAUCCAGGGCCUCACUGCUCAGCUCAGCGAACUCAGCGCCGUUGCACUGCAGCAACGACGGCGAGCGAAUCGCGCCGUUUUGCAGGAGCGCGCCUGA
This is a messenger RNA of Salpingoeca rosetta, 7839 nucleotides long. Its product is annotated as type I inositol triphosphate receptor. NCBI's taxonomy places the organism in Eukaryota, Choanoflagellata, Craspedida, Salpingoecidae. Gene Ontology annotation, cellular component: endoplasmic reticulum; membrane. Bases 1 to 7839 code for a protein of 2612 amino acids. The record is from RefSeq and is a predicted model, not a curated record. The transcript has 33 exons. Gene Ontology annotation, molecular function: inositol 1,4,5-trisphosphate-gated calcium channel activity; inositol 1,4,5 trisphosphate binding. Gene Ontology annotation, biological process: calcium ion transmembrane transport.